This is a messenger RNA of Durotheca rogersii, 1935 nucleotides long. RefSeq names its product allantoinase. Gene Ontology annotation, cellular component: cytoplasm. Lineage: Eukaryota; Fungi; Ascomycota; Sordariomycetes; Xylariales; Xylariaceae. Gene Ontology annotation, biological process: purine nucleobase catabolic process. The transcript has 2 exons. Bases 342 to 1922 code for a protein of 526 amino acids. The record is from RefSeq and is a predicted model, not a curated record. Gene Ontology annotation, molecular function: allantoinase activity.
UUGUUUCUCCAUACCGCACCGCCUACCUAGAUAACCUCACCGCUCGCUCGUCGUCCGCCUUGCGCCUGGUGUUUCCGGUAUUUUCGCAUCUUCAUUCUGUUCUUUACUGCCGUUGGUGGGAGUUGCUCUGUGAUCAUCUCCCUCUUCCUUUUCCUGUACUUAUUUCUUUUUCCGGUGUUUUUUCUCGAGUGUGUCACCGGAAGCCGUUCGUUGGACCCACCACUCUCAAACCUCACGAUAAGCAGACGUCGUAGUACCCUGUCCCAGCUAUCUGCCUGCAGUCCUGUUUCUUCGCUCGCUGCCACCCUUCCCUAUCUCCAUAGUAGGGCCGCUCUUCCAUAAUGACCAUUCCUUCCAGACUCGAGGCCGAAGGGCCUCUAACUGUCCUCGUCUCGACGAGGGCGGUCAUCACCUUAGCCGACGACAGUCUCCAGCUCAGCGCAGCCACCAUAACGAUCUCGCCCAAGACGGGCAAGAUAGUUGCCGUUACGCCGAGCGUGUUGCCCAAGGCAUCAUUCCCACCGUUGACCACAUACAUCGACUAUGGCUCGAAGCUCUUGAUUCCGGGGCUCGUAGAUGCACACGUGCAUCUCAACGAGCCUGGCAGGACGGAAUGGGAAGGCUUCAACACCGGCACUAGAGCAGCCGCUUCUGGCGGCGUGACAACUGUCAUCGACAUGCCCUUGAAUGCCAUCCCGCCCACCACAACGCUGGCAGGGUUUAAGGAGAAACUGGCCGCGAGCCGGGGCCAGUGCUGGGUCGACGUAGGAUUCUACGGGGGUGUUAUCCCCGGAAACGCCGACGAACUGCUACCUCUGGUCGAGGCGGGUGUCCGUGGCUUCAAGGGUUUCCUAAUCGAGUCGGGUGUGGAAGAGUUCCCAGCCAUCUCGUCCCAAGACGUUGCGCUAGCGAUGAAAACGCUCAGUGGCUCGCCGACUACGCUCAUGUUUCACGCCGAGAUGAUCCCACCAAUCGCCGAUUCCGUCGGCGACGCUGUGCAGGCCUCGGGUCCUCCCCUAGCGCCGCACGGCGAUCUCCAAUCGUACCGGACGUUCCUCGAGUCGCGGCCGCCGUCAUUCGAAACGCACGCGAUCGACGCAAUCCUGUCUCUCGCGCACCUGGCGCCGGCCCUGCACCUGCAUAUCGUGCAUCUGUCCGCGACGGCGGCGAUCCCGCUCCUCAAGGCCGCCCGCCGCGCCGGCGUUGACAUCACCGCCGAGACCUGCUUCCACUAUCUCGGGCUCGCGGCCGAGGGCGUCGAGGACGGCGACUGCCGGUACAAGUGCUGCCCACCGAUCCGCGAGCAGCUGAACCAGGACGGACUCUGGGCCGAGCUCGUGGCGCCGGACUCGUGCAUCCGCACCGUCGUGUCGGACCACUCGCCGUGCACGCCCGAGCUCAAGCUCCUGCCGCCGCACCUUGACACCGCCCGAGCGCCCCCGAUGCACCACACCGACUCGGGCAUCGACAUGACGGCCGACGACGAGCGCGACGCGGGCGAGAAGCCGCACACGGGCGACUUCUUCGCGGCGUGGGGCGGCAUCGCGUCGGUGGGGCUGGGCCUGCCGGUGCUGUACACGGCGGCGCGGGAGCGCGGGGCGGCGCUGGACAUCGUGGACAUCGUGCGGCUGUGCUGCGCGGCGACGGCGCGGCAGGUCGGGCUGGCGCACCGCAAAGGGGGGCUGCGGGCGGGCCUCGACGCGGACGUGUGCGUGUUCGACGACGCGGAGACGUGGGUGCUGCGGCAGUCGGCGAUGCUCUGGCGCAACCGCUGCUCGCCGUGGGAGGGCAAGCAGUUCGCCGGCCGCGUCCGCGAGACCUGGCUGCGCGGCCGCAAGGUGUUCGAGCUGGGCGGCGCGAACGGCGGGUUCGUUGGCGGCGCGCCGGUCGGGGAGGCGAUCGUCGAGAAGAGGUUGGCGUGAAGAGGAGGACGGC